Molecule: messenger RNA, 606 nt
Organism: Thamnophis sirtalis
Lineage: Eukaryota; Metazoa; Chordata; Lepidosauria; Squamata; Natricidae
Source: RefSeq, a predicted model, not a curated record
GCCGCAGUCGGAGUCCGGGCACCGUGCGGGAGACCAUGAGCUGCGGACGGCUGAUCUCCCUGGCGCUGCUGGGCUGCCUCCUGCUCGCCAGCUCCUGCGGCGGAGGUGAUGCAGAAGCAAAUGUCGAAGUUUCCAUGCCAGAUGUGGUAGAAGCCGAAAUUGGGGAGACAGUUAUAAUUAACUGUGAGUUCUCUCUCCCAGAGAACAGCAGCUAUGCUUACAUCAACUGGUUUUCCGGGGAAAAAAUGGCACGGAAAAAAAUCAUCUCCUUGAUCCAAGACAAAGAAGACUGGGCAGAAGACCAAUAUAGAGACCGGUUGAACAUCGCCAAGGAUUUCUCCCUCGUCAUCAGGAAGGUCACUGUGCAGGAUGCCAAGACCUACAUCUGCCAAGUGGGGCUCGGCAGCCUCGGUGUCAGCGAGAACCAGACCAAGCUGCAGGUCUCAAAAGCUCCGGAACUACCUGAGGUUCAGCUGGUGAAAGAUGGAUUUCGAGCCGCUGAACCCACUCCUCAAGAGAUAGCAACUUGUACUGCCCGCAACGGCUACCCGGCUCCAAGCAUCAUAUGGUACAAGAACAGGGAAGUCCUGCACCCCAAAGACAAAG